Molecule: messenger RNA, 924 nt
Organism: Caenorhabditis remanei
Lineage: Eukaryota; Metazoa; Nematoda; Chromadorea; Rhabditida; Rhabditidae
Exons: 2
Coding region: 1-924 (307 amino acids)
Molecular function (GO): protein binding
Source: RefSeq, a predicted model, not a curated record
AUGUCUUCCCCAUUUCCGCUCCUCCGUCUUCCUGGAGUGAUUCUUUGCGAGGUAUUCAAAUCAUUGAAUAUCGGAGAGAAAAUCAAGCUCUCCCUCUGCUCCAAGAAAACCUCGGCUCAAAUCAAUAGUGCUCGUUUGUACUCUCAAAAAGUUAUAGUCGAUCUGAGCAGGUUAUAUCAAAAACUCGAAGUCUCCUCUGAAAAUGACAAGGAUGCAUUUGAAGUCAUUAAUUGUUCCUACAGCGGAGCAAUCAGCGAUCCAAAAAUGCAACAGUGUCCAAUUGCAGGGCUUACUGUACCUGUAAUCUUCUUCGACGAAGGAAUCACAACAUUCUGGAAGAAUCAUCAAGAAGGAUUUCUAUCUGUUAUUGAACAUCUAUUGAAGAUGUUUCAAUGCAAGUUUUCAAUUUAUAAUGCCUAUAAUAGUGAUUCAUUGCAACCAAUAAUUUCUGAGUUGUUUAAUCUACAAGUGGAAUUCCAGAAGCUCACUAUUUACCUUAAAGGAUCAAAAGAUGAGAUCAUUUUCUGGAACCAAAUAUCUAAUAAACUUGAACUGGUUGAGGAUCUUGAACUCUCAUCCAUUCUUAAGCCUAAUUCCAUUCCAGUUUUCAACUCAUGGCCACAGAAAAUUGGUAUCAUAAGGUCCGAUUGGUUCACUCUGGAACAUCUUUUGACGUGCACUUGCACUACAAUUGAACUCGGCUGGUCUCAUCUGGGAAUGAAGGAUUUGAAUACGGUACUCAAGAAUUGGAAGGCUGGAGGAUUUCCGAAUCUAGAAUAUCUGUACGUCGAGGGUCAAAAUAUUCAAAAUAAUGGAACGAUGAAUUGGAGCCAAAUGGUUAUCCAAACUGAUGAUGGAUCAAAGAAGGCAACUAUUAACACUCGUUACAAUAGACUUGAAAUGUAUGUGACUCCAUUUGAUUAA